Molecule: messenger RNA, 1875 nt
Organism: Suhomyces tanzawaensis NRRL Y-17324
Lineage: Eukaryota; Fungi; Ascomycota; Pichiomycetes; Serinales; Debaryomycetaceae
Gene: PTC2
Product: type 2C protein phosphatase
Exons: 1
Coding region: 254-1639 (461 amino acids)
Biological process (GO): protein dephosphorylation
Molecular function (GO): cation binding; protein serine/threonine phosphatase activity
Source: RefSeq, a predicted model, not a curated record
CUCGGUCGCACAUCCUCCCAGUUUUUCCUACAAUUUUUCUCACCAACCGUGCCAAUGGCCAAAUCUGACCGACAGAGUUAACUAUUACAGCUCUUUAACCAAAGUACGUCUCUGCCAUCAGAAACGUCCCACCCCCACAGAACUUUCCCAGGCCACGCACGUCCCAACACGCCUGCCACAACCUCCACCCACACCCACCAAUUGCCUCCCUCCUGGCCACUGUUUACCCACACUAUAAGCUAGCCACUACACCAUGGGACAGAUCCUUUCACAACCCAUCACCGAGAAGAGCUCCGAGAAAGACGGCGACAAGUACUUGUCGUACGGAUUAUCCUCCAUGCAAGGAUGGAGAAUCAACAUGGAAGACGCCCACGCCACCAUCUUAAACUUGCAGGACGAAGGAUCCAAAGAACACGCCGCCUUCUUCGGUGUUUACGACGGGCACGGAGGCGAAAAGGCCGCCAUCUUCACAGGAGAACACUUGCACGACAUCGUCAAGAGUACGCAAGCAUACAAGAACAAGGACUACAUCAACGCCCUCAAGGAGGGCUUUUUGAGCUGUGACCAGGCCAUCUUGCAGGACGCUGGCAUGAAGGACGACGACAGUGGCUGUGCCGCCACGUCUGCCAUCAUAACAGACAAGCAAAUCAUCUGUGGUAAUGCCGGAGACUCCAGAACCAUCAUGUCCAUCAACGGUUACGCCAAGGCGUUGUCCUACGACCACAAGCCUUCCAACGAGGGUGAAAAGGCCAGAAUUUGCUCUGCUGGCGGCUACGUCGACAUGGGCAGAGUCAACGGUAACUUGGCAUUAUCUCGUGGUAUUGGUGAUUUUGAAUUUAAGAAGAACGUCGACUUGCCUGCUGAGGAACAAAUAGUCACCUGUUACCCUGAUGUGAUACAACACGACAUAGAUUUCGAGAAGGACGAGUUCGUUGUUUUAGCAUGUGACGGUAUCUGGGAUUGCUUAACGUCUCAAAAGUGUGUUGAAUGUAUAAGAAAGAAGUUGUCCGAAGGUUUAGAGUUGACAGAAAUUUGUGAGGCUGUCAUGGAUUUGUGUUGCGCUCCUACCUCUGACGGUUCCGGUAUUGGUUGUGACAACAUGUCUAUUGUCAUUGUUGCAUUAUUGGAUUACUCCAAGGGAGAGACUCUUGAUCAAUGGUACGAAAAGAUCAGAGGUAGAAUUGAUGCCGCUGAAAAGGAUAAGAACUCUCCUUAUGGCCCAAUCUCUCCAGAAUUCAACGAAAUAUAUAAGGAGAUGUACGGUGAACACUACGAUUUGGACCAACAGGCCCAGAGAUACGCCAACGAAGGCUCUAAGUCUGGCAAUGGUGCCUCUAUAUUCGGAAGACGUGGAUAUGACGAUGAUAACGAAGAUCUCGCUGAAGUCAAUGAAGAGGAAAAUGGUGACCUCACCGCAGCUAACGGUGCUAUUUCUCUUCAAAAACUCUUGUCCAGUAAUGCCAUCACCAACGAGAAUGGUGUCAUCUACUUGGAUACUUCAUCUGCCCAAUCCUUGUUGGCACACUUCGGUAUGUCUGAAGAGGGCGAAGAGGGCGAUUCGGUGCACGAAGGACACAUCGAAGAAGAAGAAGUUGAAGACGAGAGUGCUGAGAAGUCUUCCGACAAGGAAGCCAAAUAAGAGGUCGAACCCUGUGGGUUGUGAUGAUUGAUGUUCCUUCUUCAGAUACUUUGUCAUGUUUGGGCUUUGAAUUAUACAUUUUUAUUUUGUUUAUUAUGUUAUUCGUUACGACUAUCAUUUAAUUGCGACAUAUGCUAUGCAAGUUUUCUUUUUAGUAUUAUUAAUUGCUUGAUUUAAUAUAAUAGGUUCGAAAGUAGCCUUUGAUAAGACAAUUGGCAGUCGCGUAGAGUUGAACA